UGUUACUGAUGCACGGCUGAGUUUGCGCGCCGGGAGGGGGUGUGUACUGUCUGUGUAAAGGGAGCAGUCAUCCCAGCAGUGUUAAUGUUAGUGCUAGCCCACAGGAGGUGUACACAGGGCUACUGGUUGGUUUUAGUGCUGUGGGAAGCACUAAUGGGAUUAUCUCAGAGAGGGACCUGGGUAAACUGAGAUCUGUGGCUUGAUACGGAUACACAACAACACCAACUGACUGAUCUGUUCCUGAUGGUGAUUCUCAGACAUUCUCCUGGAUCAACUAUGAAGUUAAAGUUGUAGCUGUAUGUUUCAAAAGGUUGCUGCCCAACCAAGUCAUUUGAAACCCAUGGAAGUAAAUAGCUAUUAAUUUUGAGGUGCUUUGAAAACUCAACUUGAUAUAAAUCAGUGGGUAUACAGUAAACUCAAACACAGCUGUGCUGAAACAUGUCUAAAAAGCCUGGCAGUGUGAAGACAAAGAGUAGACCCUCGUCACAGGGACCCCUGCAGCUGGCCCUCUCCUCAGGGCCUGGGGACCGUAAUGGUAACUCAGUGGCCUGUCUCGGGUCCUCCUCCCCGGACUCUCUGAGGAGUCUGAGCAGCCUGAGUGAUGGAGACACCUCCAGUCCCCCUGACGUGGACAUGGAGUGUUGCCUGAGGGAGGGCUCCCCGCCCCCGGCCAACCACCCCACAGACCACCCAAGAGAUGUAUCCCUCAAUAGCACAUUCACAACUAACACACCCAUAAACGGUAGCCUCGAACUUGGCUCACCUCCAGAGAACAGCUCCUUUGACCUCAUCACAUUUCCAGAGAAUAGCACCUACACUGUCCUCUCACCUGCAGUGACUGUACCUGGUGAGGGGGACGUGAUGGAACCUGUCCAAACAUCUAUCUCCAGCUGUGUGAACACCAGCCUGGACAACUGGAACGGGAAUAUCACUCUGGUGAUCACCAGUCUGCAGGGGGACCAUGGUGACAACCAGAGUGACUGGAGGAGUAGCACAUCGUCUGGUGACAGGAGUGUUGCUGCCUCUCCUGAAUCGGCCCCUCCUGAGGGGGAAGAGAGCUCCAGCUCCGUGUCGCUCCCUGGUUCCAGUGAGAACAACUGCUCCAUCGGCUCAGGAGAGAUGGUGAUGAGGUGGAACAGCUUCUGUCUGCAGGAGGCUGACACUCUCACUGUGUCUCUGUCUCUGGUGGAGCUGUCCACCAGUUCCUCUGCCCACGGCUCCCCUGCCCUGCCUGCUGACCUGGGCCAUGGCCUGCUGUCUGUGUCCACCACCACCCUGCCUGGCGUCUGUGAUGGCCUCCUGGAGAACAGACCCACUGACACCCUCAAAGUAAAAGACAACCCAGGCCCUCAGUGCUGGGGCAUGACCUUUAUCCAGUCAGACGACCAGGAUCUCCCUCCUGAGAGGGACGGCCUGGCACCGCCUGGGUCUCCUGUGGAUGCGGAUCCCUGUGAGGCAAAGGGUGUACACCAGGGGACCUUUCUGUGUGAGCCAGCCCCAUCUGCUGCAUGUGGAGGUGCUUCCCCAGCCCUCAGCAGGCGGGCCAGCUCGGAAGCCUAUUUCAGUGGAGGAUCCACCGAGGGCAGGACCUUCAUGCUGCCAGUCUCAGAGGAGCUGGACCCUGACUGCCGUGCCCAGACCUCCACACCAGUGCAGUGUGCUGGGAACAAACCCCUGGACUUCCCCUCCCUAAUGGAGUCCCCCUGCACUGGGGAACAAAGUCACACUGGGAGCCCUGUGGUCCAGACGGCUACAGACCAGCGAGGGGCGGCCGCAAAGCUCGCAUCCCCAAAACACAGUUUGGUCGCCAGGCUUCCCCCAUCAUCAGCUAACAGAAUCAGCAAAUCUGAAAUCAAAAGGUUUCCAAAGCCGGAUUUCAGCAGUGUGAGACCCAAGAUCAUGUCGAGACCAGCUCAUCCGUUGGCAUUGGGAAGCCCUGCACCUGCAAAGAAUAAGCCAGGGAAACCAGUCAACCAGCCCUGUAGUAAACCAUCUCAAGUGAACAGGAACACUCCAAUGAGAAACACUCCUAGUAAACUAGCCACAGUGGAAGAUGGCCCCCCUAGGGCUGCUGUGGUCGAGAAUGCAGUGCCUGAUUUCCUGGGAAUUACAUUUAUCCAGGCAGAUGACCAAGACCUCUCUUCGGCUGCUGGGUCUCCCAUUGGUCCACUUCUUCUUAGUUUGACUGAGGAGGCAGAGUGUCGAGCAUCCCUGUCAGCCCCACCAGCACCCAACAGUCAGGCUAGUAGUCGGGUCAGCUCAGAGGCCGAGCACGUGGCCUCUAACUGUGGAGGAGGACCCGCUCCAGUGCUGCCUGGAAACCAGACCUUCUGUUUCCCAUCUCCCACAGAGUCACCCUCCAAAGAGCAGCGAGCUGACCCUACACCAGCCCUGGCCAGUACUGGCAAGGCUGGCAACAAGGAGGAAGUGCCACACAGGACGAGACCUGGCUCCGUCUCCUCAGCCUCCUCACCAUCCAAUCAGGACAAGGCACCAGUGUCAGCACGGCGGUCCCGCUGCUGGUCGGAGAGUUCCUCCACUACAUCUACACCACACAGGGAGUCCAGAGCUUCCCCUAGCAGCUCCGCUAGCUUCAUCAUCCCCAAGGUCUACGUCCACCUGGGACAGAGCCAGGCCAGACCAGCCAGCCACAACCGCACUGCCACUACCCACAACAAACAGCCUGAGACCAAGAAGGAAGCAGAAGAGGGAAGCAGCAAGGUUAAGAAAAUCUGCCUUACGGCCUCCUCUAAGACCGCGGCGGGAGCAACGGCAGCAGGAGGAGCUGCGUGUGACAGGAUUAAGAGUAGACUUGGAGUAUGGCCAUCCCUCAACAGAGCCAGAGGAGCCCCUGCCUCAGCCUCCCAGGCUCUCCCUCCAGCAGCCAGGCUGAGGCAGGGAAGAGAUGUCUGCAGCAGUGCCUCCGGAGGUAUGUGUUCGCCACGGGCCAAACAGAGCACCACAGCAGGUCAUCAGAGGUCCCAGACAGAGGUUGGAACCUCCUCAGCCAACGGUAGCACUAAGCCCCCAGUCACUGGUUCCAGACCCCACCAGCCCUCUACUGCUGUCUCCUCCUCCAGACUGCCCUACAAGUCCCAGGGUGUCCCCAAGAGCAUCCCUUCCAAGUCCCAGGGUGUCCCCAAGAGCAUCCCUUCCAAGUCCCAGGGUGUCCCCAAGAGCAUCCCUUCCAAGGCCAGUGUCCACAAUGAGCACAGUGGCAGCACAGGUAACGUCCAAGUUUCUGCAGGAGCAGCCCAGGGGUGUGUGGGAAGACCAGCCUCAUCCAAGACCACAGUGUUAAAAGCUAGACUCCUCUCACACCCAGGGAGUAACAUAGGACCUGCAGGAUGCAAAACUACAGCGUCGACCAAUCAGGUGCCCUCAGGGUCCAGAGCCAUCCCUCUGAAAAGAACUGCUUCAUCAAGACUUCUUCGUCCUGCCGCUGUAUUACCUGUGGACAAGAACAGACCGAGGGCGACACCACGGAGCCACCCACAGCCUCAACAGCGGUCACCAGUGCCAUCGCCGCCCCAGAGCAAUAGGCAUCCAGACCUGGUGUUGGCGGAGGGCAGGGCAGCGGGCACGGAGAGCUACCGGGCACUGUGUGAGAGGAAGAACCAGAGCCUCCAGCAGCUCCAGGGACUCCUGGCUGCCAGUAACUGUAAAUUUGAGGCCAUUGUGGUGGUGCUGCAGCAGACCCUGGUAGAGCGUGAUGAGGUCAUUAAGCAGCGCAGGGACCUGACCCAGGAACUGAUGACCUUGCAGGGAGAGCUGGUAAACUCGGCCCACUCGUGUGAGUUGUUGGAGCGGGAGAAGGAUGAGGUGCGUGGGGCAUUGGAGGGCGAGCUUCAGACGAUGCAGGAGCAGCACCACACGGAGCUGGCCCAGCUGGAGGAGAGGCUCAGGGUGUUCUACCAGGCCGAGUGGGACCAGAUCCAUCUGACCUACCAGGAGGAGGCAGACCGGUGCAAGGCCUUAAUGGAGCAGCAGAUGGGGGAGUUGAGAGCCAGCCAUGAGGCUGUGAUGUUAGAGCAAGAGGCCAGCCACUCUGAACAGAUCCAGGCAGUUAAACAGCAGUGUGAAGACUCUCUAGAAGAGCUCCGUCAAGCUCAUGAGCGGGAGCUGCAGACAUUGGACAAAAGACUGAAGGAGGCUGAAGUUACUUUAUCUGGCCAGAUUCAGGAGCUCACCGAGGAGAACACGACCCUGAACCACAGGAUAAAGACAGAGGAGGACCAGAGGAGGGAGCUGGCUGAGAGAAAUCAGGACUCCCACACCCUGUAUCUGGAGCAGGAGCUGGAGAGCCUCAAUGUGGUGCUGGAUAUCAAGAACAAACAGCUGCACCAACAGGACCACAAACUGAUGCAGAUGGACAAACUGAUGGAGAAAAGCGUUAAGCUGGACGAAUGCCUUAAAAAGGUCCAGCAGGAGAAUGAGGAUCUGAAAGCCCGCAUGGACAGACAUGCUGCUCUGUCCAGACAACUGUCCACAGAGCAGGCGGUGCUGCAGGAGUAUCUCCACAAGGAAUCCAAGGUGAACAAGCGUCUGUCUAUGGAGAAUGAGGAGCUCAUCUGGAAGCUGCACAACGGGGACCCGAGCAGCCCCCACAAGAUGUCCCCCACCUCCCCCUCCCACCAUUCCCUCGGCCUCCAAUCACCUCGCAGCUCUGCUGUCUUCACCAGCCCCAUCCAAUCACCUCGCAGCUCUGCAGUCUUCUCCAGCCCUCCUGUCUCACCCAGAUAACAGCAGCCUACCGCUUCCAGGAAGCAGACACUCUUUCUCUCCUCUGAUUGGACUGGGUCCAGGAAGCAGCCUCUCUCGCUCUUUUCUGAUUGGACCGAGUCAUCCCUCCGUACUUAAGAGCUAUAUUAGCUGACCGGGAUUGCCGCAUGUCAUCCAGAGAUGGCUACAAUAUUCCUGAAUGGCUCUACUUUCUGUUGACACUUACUGCAGAUCAAUGACUGUAUGAGAAAGGACUGUUGCACAGAAGCACUUACUGAGUGAGACCGCCUCUUGUUCUCUCUGCCUUGUCUGAUAUCAUAGGACAUCUGUCAUAGGGUUAGGGUUAUUUUAGGACAUCUGUCAUAGGGUUAGGGUUAUUAUAGGACAUCUCUCAUAGGGUUAGGGUUAUUUUAGGACAUCUAUCAUAGGGUUAGGGUUAUUAUAGGACAUCUAUCAUAGGGUUAGGGUUAUUAUAGGACAUCUAUCAUAGGGUUAUUAUAGGACAUCUCAGGACUAUAUAAUGAGACACUAUAUUUGUUAAUCUUCCUCAGUGGUCGGCAAAAGCUUGUUGCUGGUUUUCCCUCUGAAGACACACACACACACCAGUGUUAUGGGAAGGAGUGCCGUGGCGUUGGUGACCAAAUGCAGACCUGUGUGUUGACUGACUGAGAAUAUGCACUGCUCCUGUCUGUCAUUAUAUUGCUAUGAGAAUCAGCAUGGCUAGGAGUCCAAAAGUAACAUUGAAUCUCCUCCCAUGAUUUGGGAAUCAAACAUGAAUCCUGUAAUCUGUAUAUUAAUGGAGGAAAAUUAGAUAAAUAUAAACCCUUCUACACACAUACUACUCAAUACCAUUGUAUUCACUGCUCAUAGAUCAUUCACUUCGCUUUUAUUGAUGCAUGCACCACAUGCUACAUGCAAUUAUCUUCAUAAAUUGGAUAUUAGUAAUCAUUUCCUGUGUUUUUAAAAGGUUAAUGGCGUUUCCAUGGUAAUUAAUGGGCGGUCUGCGCUUCAGAACUGUACUUUAUAUCUGUUAUUACCCAUCUACAGGUUAUAUAGUCCUCUAACUGUUCAGUUCUACAGGUUAUAUAGUCCUCUAACUGUUCAGUUCUACAGGUUAUAUAGUCCUCUAACUGUUCAGUUCUACAGGUUAUAUAGUCCUCUAACUGUUCAGUUCUACAGGUUAUAUAGUCCUCUAACUGUUCAGUUCGAUGGCCUGAGGACUCAAAGCUGUGUUUUUAAUGUUGGUUGGUUUGUUUGUUUGACCAUGGGACCAAUUCAAAUGAAUGUUUGUGCAUGUUUGAUGACCUGUUGUCUAGCACCCCUCCCUCACCCAAUCCUCCUAAUACAGCUUUAAAAUGGGGGGUCUUUACAAAGAUGUCACUAAGGUUAAAAUGCGAAGAGAAUCUAAGCGUGAUGGACGUGUUUUGGAUAUGUCACAAAUUAGUACCUGUUUGGAUGUGGAGAUUAUUGGUGUGUUGAAAAAACGAUUUAAUAUAUGCAAUUAAUAAAGUCCUAUUAUGAAAU
Coregonus clupeaformis (lake whitefish) is the source of this 6246-nucleotide messenger RNA. It is a transcript of the gene mtus1a, whose product is annotated as microtubule associated tumor suppressor 1a. Gene Ontology annotation, molecular function: microtubule binding. Gene Ontology annotation, cellular component: cytoplasm; nucleus. Lineage: Eukaryota; Metazoa; Chordata; Actinopteri; Salmoniformes; Salmonidae. Bases 439 to 4743 code for a protein of 1434 amino acids. The record is from RefSeq and is a predicted model, not a curated record. The transcript is spliced from 15 exons.